AUGCGCUGGCUUCCGCAAAUCUCGUUCUCGUCCCCGUCAUCCUCUCCGUCUUCUUCUCUCAAACCGGUGGCUUCUUAUUCUGAAUCUUCGGAUCCCGAUCGGAAUCUGGAUCGGGAUCGAUUCCAUCGCCGCUUGUUUCGUUUCAACCGUGGGAGGCUCACGCGUCAGAGGAAGCUCCGUCACUUGACGGAUGACGACGUGUUGGGAGAACGUCGUGCCUCUACGUCUUCUUCCACCGUCGACGCCGGGUUAAGUCGUUCUCCCAGCGCUUACACGGGGGUUCCUCGCUCGCCUUCUGCCCUUCCGUUGCCGUUGCCUCUCCCGUUGCCCGAGGUCGCAGCCGGAGAUUCGAGGAAUCGAAAUGCCGGAAACGGUAGAGGACCGGAGGAGAGAGAUCGGUUUCCCGAUAGGGUUACUGCCGAUCGCACCUCGUCUGGUCCUCCUCUCACCAGCGGCAAUGGCUUUGCCCGUGACCCGAGAAGAGCCUCGGAGAAUUCUCCGUAUCAAGACUACAGCUGCACAAAUAGUCCGAGAGGCAGAAAUGGUUAUUGGGUGAACAUUCCAACCAUGAGUGCUCCAACGAGUCCGUACAUGAGUCCUGUGCCUAGUCCUCAGAGGAAGAGUACUGGCCAUGAUUUGCCUUUAUUCUAUCUCCCUCCGAAGAGCAACCAAGCAUGGUCUGCUCCAGAGAUGCCACUCGACACCUCUGGGCUUCCUCCUCCUGCAUUUUACGACCUGUCUGCGUUUAGUACAGACAACUCUCCCAUCAAUAGCCCACGGCCUCGAAGCCCACACAGACAGACCAGAAGCCCACAGCCGAGCGGCCCAUCCUCACCAUUGCACGCGAGGCUAUCGCCCGAUCGCUCACGGGAUAGCGUCUCCUCGCCGUUGCAUCCGAGGCUGUCCACUGAUGUUACGAACGGACGCCGUGAGAACUCCAAUGUCCAUCCUUUGCCUCUCCCUCCCGGAGCCUCUUCUUCGUCAGCAGCUGCCUCUGUUCCGUCCCCGCAGGCUCCUCUCAAACUGGAUUCGUUCCCCAUGAAUUCUCAGUGGAAGAAAGGGAAGCUGAUAGGUCGUGGUACAUUUGGAAGUGUUUACGUCGCCAGCAACAGCGAGACUGGAGCACUGUGUGCGAUGAAGGAAGUUGAGUUAUUUCCUGAUGACCCCAAAUCUGCAGAGUGUAUAAAGCAAUUAGAGCAGGAGAUUAAACUUCUCAGUAACCUUCAACACCCAAACAUUGUGCAGUAUUUUGGAAGUGAGACAGUAGAAGAUCGGUUCUUUAUAUACCUGGAAUAUGUUCACCCUGGUUCAAUCAACAAAUAUAUCCGUGACCAUGGCGGCGGUACCAUGACAGAAUCUGUUGUUCGCAAUUUUACUCGUCACAUUUUGUCCGGGCUGGCUUAUUUGCACAACAAAAAGACUGUACAUAGGGAUAUCAAAGGUGCUAAUCUCCUUGUUGAUGCUUCUGGUGUUGUCAAGCUUGCCGACUUCGGCAUGGCUAAACACCUUACCGGGCAAAGAGCUGAUCUCUCGUUAAAGGGAAGCCCGUACUGGAUGGCACCAGAGCUCAUGCAAGCUGUGAUGCAAAAAGAUAGCAACCCAGAUCUCGCUUUUGCGGUGGAUAUAUGGAGUUUAGGAUGUACAAUCAUUGAGAUGUACACUGGGAAGCCUCCGUGGAGUGAGUUUGAAGGGGCUGCAGCUAUGUUCAAGGUCAUGAGAGAUAGCCCACCGGUACCUGAAUCGAUGUCAGCAGAGGGUAAAGACUUUCUAAGAUCAUGUUUCCAGAGAAAUCCAGCUGAGCGACCAACCGCAUCUAUGUUGCUAGAACACCGGUUCCUAAAGAACUCUCUGCAAUCAACCUCACCACGCAACAGCGAUGUCUCAAAUUGCUCCCAGUUAUUUAACGGGAUGAACAUCACGCUUCUUCACGCGUACUUCUUUUUCUCCAGUGAAAGUUGGCAACAACAGCAACAGCAACAGUACCGGUCUCCCGAUCUAAGUGGAACAGUUCCCCGUCUGUCCCCUCGUUCUACUCUCGAGGCAAUUCCAAGCCCGUCUCUUUCCCAGCGACCUAAGCCAAGCACUGACCGGAGAAGGAAGGAUCUGUGCUCAGAUCACCUUUGA
Molecule: messenger RNA, 2124 nt
Organism: Thlaspi arvense
Lineage: Eukaryota; Viridiplantae; Streptophyta; Magnoliopsida; Brassicales; Brassicaceae
Source: the annotation of a GenBank genome assembly